Molecule: messenger RNA, 1716 nt
Organism: Parastagonospora nodorum SN15
Lineage: Eukaryota; Fungi; Ascomycota; Dothideomycetes; Pleosporales; Phaeosphaeriaceae
Exons: 4
Coding region: 1-1716 (571 amino acids)
Cellular component (GO): nucleus
Molecular function (GO): chromatin DNA binding
Source: RefSeq, a predicted model, not a curated record
AUGUGUAGACAGAGAAACGGACGUUGCACACGUGACCGCGAAUGGCCCGUGCGCGCGCUCGUUAUUGUGGAUGCCCUGCCCUUCACUUGGGCAAACACGGCAUUGAACAUUGAACAUUGGACAUUGAACAUCGACUUCCACCACGCACACCUCCCCUGGCGCCUACAGAACCACCCACACUCACGUCGCGUACCCCCCAAGCCCCGAUUGGCUCAAGCGCGCGCCGUGAUCCAGCUUCUCCCGCCUGUCCACGAUGGCGCGCGGCCGACCUUCACGAGCUGCAGCCCGGCGCAGCACCCCCGUCCGGAAGCGCGACUCCCACAACAGGACAGCGAUGACGACAUGGUCGAUGCGCCAGUGUCUCGCGCAGACACGCCCAAGGACGAAGAGGAAGACGCCGAGUCGGCCGCGCCAGAGGCCGACGAGGAGGAGGAAGUGGCUUCUGAGCGCUCCCCAUCGCCAGUCGUGAUCCACCAGUUCCCGCGCAAGAAGCGGCUGGGCCGGCCUCCCAAGAACAGGCCCCCGGACUGGAAUGUCGUCGAGCAAGACAACACGUCCGAGGGCGGCACCCCCAUCAAGCGCAAGCGUGGCCGCCCUGCUGGCUUUGGCAGAGGCCGUCCGCCCAAGGGUGGUGUGCCGCAGGUCGCGCGCGUCGCCAUCGACAAGGAGGGCACGAUGAUGGACGUCGUGAACGAUGAAGUCGACCUCCCCGAAGACGACGAGGGCGAGCAGAAGGUGGACAAGCUCGGCAACCUCCAAGGCGGCCGCGACUAUCGCGUGCGCAUCUUCACCAUCAAAGGCCGCGGAGAGAGACAGUACAUGUUGUCGACAGAGCCCGCGCGCUGCUGUGGCUUCAGGGACAGUUAUCUGUUCUUCACCAAGCACCUGAAGCUCUACAAGGUCAUCAUCGACGACAACGAGAAGAGGGAUCUGAUCGACCGCGAAAUCAUUCCGCACUCGUACAAGGGUCGCUCCAUUGGUGUCGUCACUGCACGGUCCGUCUUCCGCGAGUUUGGCGCGCGCAUCAUCAUCGGCGGCAAGAGAGUCAUCGACGACUACUAUGUCGCCGAAGCGAAGGAGCAGGGUGCCGUAACCCCAACGACCGGCUGCCGCCACCCGGCGAAUGCCUACAACAAAAACCAGUAUGUCGCUUGGCACGGCGCGAGUAGUGUCUACCAUACCGGCGUGCCCAGUGUGCCGACAGCAAACGGCAAGCCACUGCCAGGCAAGCGGAAGGUCAACAUCACUUCCGCCAACUGGCAAUUCGAACACGGCCGUGCUGCAAGUCGCUUCAACUCCAACAUGUCUGCAUUGCGCAGAGCGAACCUCGAAGGCGUGUACGACCCCCACACGAACCUAAUGUGCUACCCCAAAGUAACACAGCCUACUCAUGCGCGAUGGGAGGAGGUGUCGCCCGAAGAGACCGACGUGCCUCCACUCGUGCGCCAGAAGUAUCUAGUCGUCGAUUCCUUCUUCCAACAGCCCCCCUUCGCAGGAUUGGGCCUGCCUGGACCAGACGCAAACUUCAUCGACGUGGGCACCAACGGACUACCAGAGCUAGACGACGAAGACCUUCAGAAUAUGAAGCCCGAGGAGCAAGAAGCGUUCGCAUUUGCGAAGCAAGAAGAAGCGGAAUGGAGGAGUCAGUGGGGAGGAGAGAUCACUGACGGUGCACGAGCGCAACCCAGAAUAGGAUUCGUGGGCGUUCCUGUGUGA